This is a messenger RNA of Talpa occidentalis (Iberian mole), 4620 nucleotides long. RefSeq names its product vacuolar protein sorting 4 homolog A (gene VPS4A). Lineage: Eukaryota; Metazoa; Chordata; Mammalia; Eulipotyphla; Talpidae. The transcript has 11 exons. The record is from RefSeq and is a predicted model, not a curated record. Gene Ontology annotation, molecular function: ATP hydrolysis activity; ATP binding. The coding region runs from base 67 to 1377 and encodes 436 amino acids. Gene Ontology annotation, biological process: endosomal transport; vacuole organization.
GCGGCUCCGGGGCUGCAGCGAGGCCGCCAGCAGCGCCGCGGGCGAGGGGCGGACCCAGGAGAUGAAAUGACAACGUCAACCCUCCAGAAAGCCAUUGAUCUGGUGACGAAAGCCACAGAAGAGGAUAAAGCCAAGAACUACGAGGAGGCGCUCCGACUCUACCAGCAUGCCGUGGAGUAUUUCCUCCACGCUAUCAAAUAUGAGGCACACAGCGAUAAGGCCAAGGAGAGCAUUCGAGCCAAGUGCAUGCAGUACCUAGAUAGGGCGGAGAAGCUGAAGGAUUAUUUACGAAACAAAGAGAAGCACGGCAAGAAGCCAGUCAAAGAAAAUCAGAGUGAGAGCAAGGGCGAUAGUGACAGUGAAGGGGAUAAUCCAGAGAAAAAGAAAUUGCAAGAACAACUGAUGGGGGCCGUGGUGAUGGAGAAGCCCAACAUUCGGUGGAAUGAUGUGGCCGGGCUGGAAGGGGCCAAGGAGGCCCUCAAAGAAGCUGUCAUUUUGCCAAUUAAAUUCCCACACUUGUUCACAGGCAAGCGUACCCCUUGGCGAGGAAUACUGCUUUUUGGACCCCCUGGCACAGGGAAGUCCUACCUGGCCAAAGCAGUGGCCACUGAGGCCAACAACUCCACCUUCUUCUCUGUGUCCUCCUCAGACUUGAUGUCCAAGUGGCUGGGGGAGAGCGAGAAGCUCGUCAAGAACCUGUUUGAACUGGCCAGGCAGCACAAGCCCUCCAUCAUCUUCAUCGACGAGGUGGAUUCCCUCUGUGGGUCCCGCAAUGAAAACGAGAGCGAGGCGGCCCGCAGGAUCAAAACGGAGUUUUUAGUCCAGAUGCAAGGGGUGGGGAACAACAACGAUGGGACUCUGGUUCUUGGUGCCACAAACAUCCCAUGGGUGUUGGAUUCAGCCAUUAGAAGGAGGUUCGAAAAGCGGAUUUACAUCCCACUGCCAGAGGAAGCUGCCCGUGCCCAGAUGUUCCGGUUGCAUCUGGGGAGCACCCCCCACAACCUGACAGAUGCCAACAUCCACGAGCUGGCCCGGAAGACAGAAGGCUACUCAGGUGCAGACAUCAGCAUCAUCGUGCGGGACUCCCUAAUGCAGCCUGUCAGAAAAGUGCAGUCAGCAACACACUUCAAAAAGGUCUGUGGCCCUUCCCGCACCAACCCUAGCGUUACGAUCGAUGACCUCCUGACCCCAUGCUCACCAGGGGACCCAGGUGCCAUAGAGAUGACUUGGAUGGAUGUCCCCGGUGACAAACUCUUAGAGCCUGUGGUUUGCAUGUCGGACAUGCUCCGGUCCUUGGCCACCACCCGGCCCACCGUGAAUGCAGAUGACCUUCUGAAAGUGAAGAAAUUCUCAGAGGACUUUGGGCAGGAGAGUUAAAAGCAUCUUCACUCGGGUGACAGUGAAGGUGGGCUGUCGGUGGGGGUCAAUCCACAGCACUCCUCACAUCGGUGGCCAGACAGGGCUCCAGGAUUCGUUCUGAAGUCAGAGCAAAGUCCCCUCCGUGUUGGGCCGCCAGCUGGGGAGCUGGAAGGAAGGGCCUCUCUGGCCGAGAGACGUGUAAGCACAUUUGGCAUCUGGUGGAAUUCUGGCUCUUCCUCCUUUUCUGGAUGGUCACCAACUCCUUGUCCUGCCCCUCCAUGGUAUUUUUUUUUUUUUUAGACCUUUUUUUGUUCCCCUAAAUUAAUGCUGCUUGGAUGGAUGUUUUGUCUUGUUUAUAAAUAAAGUUAAAAUCGCCCAGAAGCGUCAAGGAGUGGGAGCAGCCCGUGCAGCGGGGUUGGUGCACAAACCAGAAUGGCCUGCCGGGCCCCACCGCCCAUUCCUUCUAGACCCAAGCAUUGCUCCUUGUGGACAAAAUGGCUGAUGCCCUGGGUUUUCAGCCUACACUCUGUCUGCAGAGGCUGAGAGUGAAGCCAAGCCAUUCUUGCCCUCCUGGGUUGGCUUCCAGGGCCCCGUGUUCUCCCCGCAGGAGAGGCGGGUCCUUGUAGGCACAGAGCCGUGUAGUCAGAAUGAGUGAAGGCAGCCAGGUGGCUCUCACUGCUGCCUUUUCUUCCCUUGGAAUGUGAGCAUACUAAACCCAGCACUGCCCUGGGUCCCUGCCCUGGAAAUGGGCCAAUAAAUCCUUUCCCUCCUUGAGCCAUCUGAGUGAUCUCGUCUUUGACUUCUGUCUGUGCCUCUUUGCAGGCCACUCUGGCUUCUGAUAGGGACCCUUUGGUUUUCUCUCAUCUCUUCAUUGUAGGAAGCAAGUAGGAAUGUCACUAACUGCCUGUUGCCCAGUCAGGUACACGAGACCUUUCUUCCCUAAGAAGAAAAGUGUGGCUAAGGGUGUCUAAAGGACCUGGGCAGUUCUUCCUGUUCUCCAGCCUCAGAUAAGAGCUGCAACCUGGGAGGCCUCCAUGCCUGACAUGGCCUGCAGCUGUUUCGUUUCAUAUGCUGCCAACACUUAAAAUUCAAGAGUUGAUGUAAACAUUCAGAUCUGUCUUCUUGGAAGAUUAGGUAACACUGGAUCUGCUCCCCAGGAAGCAGCCUGCCAGCAGCAGCUGAGCCGCGGCUGCCCUGUUCAGAGGGUAACACGCUCUCCAGCUCCAGUGCCCAUAGGGACUGUUCCACUGCCCAGCCCCAAUGGCCAUUUGAACUGUGACUCCUGAGCUGGCAGCCUUGAGAUGCUGGGAAGAGGCCUGGCAUAGAGUCAUUAAGCUUUCCCUACCCUUUCAAAAACCAGACUUGUGCUUCUGUCUUUAAAACCUAACAGGUACAGAAGGAAUCACAUGGCCAGCUCUUAGCUCAUGAUAGCCUUGCACUGUGUUUCUUUGAUCCAGUUAAGAGUAGCUGCUGAAUUGGGUCAGUUUUCAAUUGGCGCUUUGAAGGCUAGGGCCCUGUGCUGCCCUCCAUUGCUGGAGGGCUUAGCCCCCCUCUCCUUACCUGGAGCAUCAGUUGGCACUUAACUCUGGAGUUCCCCUGUAGUUCUAGCCCCCUGCUGGUACUGCUUCAUUUUAGCUAGUUGGGUGUUGUUUUUUUUUUUUUUUUUUCAUUCUAUAUUGUUAGCUUAACUUGAAUCAAAGAGCCUUUAUUUAACCUCAUUUCUACCAUUUAAAGACCUUGACAAGUCACAGUGGUUAACAGAAAUUUUAUUGCUACUGGGGUUUAUCCUCAGCUCUCAUUGCAGUUCCCACAGGCGCCCUGCUUUUCCUCCCUCUCACUUCCCCACCAGUGAAUGUGCUGUUCAUAAGGAGGCUGAACCAACCUCAGGCUGACGCUCUGGCCUUACCACCUGAAGCAGAGCUCAUACAGGCAGAGGCAUGGCCUCCUCUGUGUGCAGAUUCUUAAAUUCAUUUCUUCCCCACCUGGAAAGCCUGCCCACAUUGGCUUUCAUUGGAAAUUGGUUUCUUUCACAUGCUGAAGAUGCUAUUUGUGCGUGUAAUUUUUGUGGCUGGUCCCGGCCUGAGAUGGAAGAGGUUUUCUGUAUUGGAAAUGCAAGGAUCGGUGGCCUUUGGGCUGUAUUGUCUUGAGCUAGUUGAUGGUGUCCUUCCUGAUGUGGAUUUGGUUAUAGCCAAAUCUCAUAUCCCGUCAGCAAUGUUUUGCCUGGGAUACCAGGCAAAAAAGGACUCCACAGGUAAGUCACGCACGAGCCGUUUAUAAAAAUAAGAACGCUGGGAAGAUGGUCAACAUAAAGUGGAUGUUUGUAGUCUCCAGGCUUUCUGAGGUCCACGCUGAGCAGUCAUUUAUUCUUGGGCCACAGGGCCAGGAAGCAGCAAGCAGACACUGCUGAUCUGCAUUACAGAGGUGUUACUAAGGACUCAACCUGUGUACUGUAAGGUCACAUCAGGGAGUUCUGGUGCCACCCUGCAGGCACUUCUGCACAUUGUCCAUGGGGAAGAAGGAACACUGAAUUCUAACUUCCAUAAGGAUCCCUGUUUUCAGGAUAAAAGUUUCUACAUGCUUCCCCAGUGGCCAAGUUUAAUGCAUGGAGAACCAGCUCACUUUUGCUUGGCCUUCCAGGCCCCUGGACUUGUCUAAAGAAAGCCAUACAGCAUAGUGGGUCUCUCCUGGGUCUGUUUAAAACACUUUUUCUCUUAAUGGGUUUCUUAUUUCAUGGAAAUGAGUUUUAAAAUUUGGGGAAUGAGUUUAAUUUUGAGGACUCUGGAAAGAGUACAUGUGUUAAAAACUUAGACAAGCUGAGGACAAGUACCAAAGAAACAAGUUCCUUCACCUCUUGAUACCGCUCUGACAGUGUCUUAAGGGUAAAUACUGAUAGCAAAAUGCUAAUUAAUUUUCCCAAAAUUAGUAUGGUGACCAGGAAGCACAUGUGGCUGCUUUCUAAUUGUGACAGGCAGAGACUCACUGCUCUCUCUCAACUAUCACCCCUCCUGCUCCAUGGCCUCCGUCCAAAGGAGGAGCCAAGUACCACUUGUCCAAAAGUUCUCAGCAGGAAAAUCUCCCCAUGUCUCUUAAAGGUGGAUGGCAAAAUGUUAAAAUGUGUGGGUAUUCACUUACAUUAAUGCCAUUAAACACUGCCGUGAACUGGGGCAAUUCUGUUUUUUUUUUUUUUAAAGAUUUACUUAUUUAUGCAUACAAGAACUUGGGUGCAGGCCAGAGGUGCGAGGGAGGAGACAGGAUUCACCA